Ogataea parapolymorpha DL-1 is the source of this 933-nucleotide messenger RNA. RefSeq lists its product as uncharacterized. Bases 1 to 933 code for a protein of 310 amino acids. NCBI's taxonomy places the organism in Eukaryota, Fungi, Ascomycota, Pichiomycetes, Pichiales, Pichiaceae. The transcript has a single exon. The record is from RefSeq and is a predicted model, not a curated record.
AUGUCAAAUAACCCAGAAAUCUACGCCGAAGUAAAGGUAUUUCAAUUAAAAAACAGUGUUUCAAUCAAGGAGUUUGUGAGAACUCGAGUGGAGUCAAGAAACUGUCAAAGUCGUGGCAAACGUUUUAGCCUAAAGGUAGACUACAGCGAGAUCCCCAGCUCCUUGAUUUCGGUGCUACCAAAUUUUGUAAAUUUGAGAUAUUUAAAAGUGGACAUUGAAAACUUUACAUUUUUGAGAGAUCUUCUGGAAGCUCUUCCAAUCACGUUGAAGGGCCUCAAUGUCAAUAUCAAUGUCGCAAAUCCCAAAUUUAAUGCCAAGGAGACACAGAUGCCUGAAAUAAAAUGCAGGGGUCUAAAGACUCUGGCAUUUCAUUCUACCAGCAAGGAGCCAAUGAUUUACGGCAAACUGAAAAGCAGGCACGUGAUGAAAGUACCCAGCAGGUACCUCAUGGAAGAAAGCACGUUUUCAGACUUGAUUCGGGAAAAAUUUGAGCACGAUGAUCGAAGUAUCAAGAAACAACCAAACCUCAAGUAUUGCGGCGAGAUGAUGGCCCUACUGAUCCAACAGAAUGCGUCCACUUUCUACUCAAUUGACAUCCGAGGAAUUGAUGCUACUGUAAUUUUCUUGAAUCGAUUCGUGGCCUGUCCGAUGAAGAAUCUGCGCGUCAUCAAGCUGUGCAACCUCUCAAUCCCUAGACUUAGGUGGUGGCUUCCUACUUUGGAGCAAAGCAAUUUGAACAAGCGACAAUUCAUGCCAAGCAAUUCAGAGCUCUCACUGCCUCCUAUAGUGGUUGUAUUUUCCAAGCUAUUCACUAGUACACCUCAAAACAGGGAUGUACAAUGCCGAGCAAGGUUUUUCGGUGAUCCCGAGGAUCACUGGUUUAGCAUGGGCGGCGAGGCUACUGAAUUCUGGGAGGAGAUUCAUUAUCAAUAA